GGUUGAAGCAAAUUAAGCCUUUUUCAUUUCUACACUUCAAUUUCGGCGAUCAUGGCCUUCAUGCUUCCAAAGCUCAUCGCCAUUAAAACAGCUAGUUAUCCUGAUAAAGGGCAUUUAUACUUCAACGACAGUGGAAGUGGAAGUUCAGUAACUAUUGGGGAGCAGAGUGUGUUCAGCACACUCGUGAAGAUUGAAGUCGAACAAGCAACAAGCAACAAGCAACCCCAACUAUGUUCACCUCCGAUUCAGUAAUUUCAACAGGUAUUGGUCGCAGAGAGCGAACGGAAACGGCAUCGUUGCUGAAUUAAAGAAGCCCGUGGAAGACACAACGGAUCCUUCAUGCACGUUGUUCGAGGUGGUUCAGGCUCCUGGUGAGACGGCAGGUAACUUUUACUUGAAUCACGUUCAGACCGGUGGGCGCGUGUUGGUAGAUACGGAGUACUGGGGCGUUUUCGUGCAGGUAAACGCCCUAGAUUCGUACGAUUUCCUAACUUUUGUGGAUUGGAGUACAUUGGUGAAACUACCUGCCCACGUGGCUUUCAAAGGGGAUAAUGGCAGGUUCCUUGAAGGAAGGUCCUGGGAUGAUUACAACUACCUGCAGUUCUCAUCCGAUGAUCCUAAUGAGGAGGCGUCCGGCCAUCGCGUGUCGUUCAUGCCCGACGGACAUGUCCGGAUAACGUCAGGUCACUGGGACAACCAGUUCUGGAGGCGCAGUCCAAACUGGAUAUGGGCCGAUUCCGAUCAGUCUUCCAUCGACGACAGCGACACUCACUUCUGGCCCGUCAAAGUAGACGACAACACCAUUGCACUCCGCAACGCUGGAAACAACAAUUACUGCGUGCGUCUCUCCACCGAAGGGAAGACCGACAUGUUAAACGCGGACGUCCAAAACAUCACCAAUGAAGCAAGACUGGUGGUGCAAGAGCUCGUGUCCCAGAGAAACAUCUACAACGUCGUAUAUCGGAUGCAGGACGCCAGGAUAUACGACGAGGUGCCUUACGUUGCAAGCUCAUCCGUGCUUACUAACUCCAGCGACCAGGAGGCUGCUAUGGCUGUUCAGAUUACUUAUCAAGACGAGAAGUCUUAUACUUUCAGCCGUAACUUGUCUUUAACUGCGGGGGUGGAAACCACCUUCAGUACCGGCAUGCCCUUCAUCGUGGAAGGAGAGAUCACAGUCUCUUUUGAGAUAAACACCACUCUCCAGUGGGAAACCGCUACAAAGACUACGACAUCAGUUGUGGCUUCGGGUUCGAUUCCUGUGCCUGCGAAGAGUACUGCGGUAAUUGAAUAUGUCGGGACGAAGGGCACCUGCGAUGUUCCUUAUUCUUACACGCAGCAAGACAAGAGCUCCGCUGAUGGCAGUGUUUCUUACACUGAGCAGGCUGAUGGUAUUUACAAAGGCAUCAGUUUUUACAACUUCCACUUUGUUGUCAAAUCCGCUAAGGCCUUGUUCUGAAUAUCCCAUGCCGUUUUUCCCAAUCAUCAAUAACCGUCAUGCAGUUGAUUUCUGAUAUGCAAGCUAGCUUCAUAGAUAAACUUCUGACAUGUAACGGACACUACGAAUACCAACUGUAGUUCAUCAAUAAGAUUGGUGUUUCUUUAUUAUCAA
This is a messenger RNA of Salvia hispanica, 1609 nucleotides long. RefSeq lists its product as uncharacterized. The record is from RefSeq and is a predicted model, not a curated record. Lineage: Eukaryota; Viridiplantae; Streptophyta; Magnoliopsida; Lamiales; Lamiaceae.